AUGGCUCAAGGAUACUCUCAGGAGGAUGGCCCCGUUGAGGCGCCACCAGGAGUCAUGAAUGCUAAGACAAUUUGCGAACCCCUCUCUGAGAUCCCGGAUCCUGCUCGGGAAGUCCUGGAGAAAUGGAGUCAGAUUCCUUCCGCUGAUGUAGUUCAGCAUGUGAAUGAUGUGAGGGACCGCGCGUAUGAAGUGUAUCCAUGGCCAUCAAUUGGUCUCUAUCAAUUUCUUGACAUCCACAUGUUGGGGUUCGACUCUUAUCCUGAAAUCCUUCAGUCGAUCAAGGAAGGAGGCCUAUUUUUGGACCUAGGGUGCUGUUUCGCACAAGAGAUUCGGCAGCUGGUCCUUGAUGGAGCACCAGCAGAAAAUGUCUUCGGUGCCGACCUAUCUAUCGAUCUCAUGAACAUGGGAUAUAAGCUAUUCCUGGAUGAGGAAAAGCUCGGUGUCAGAUUCAUUACAAGUGAUAUUUUUGACAGCCAAUCAACCCUUAGGUCAGAGUUCAAAGGUCGAUUCAGUGUGAUUCAUGCCAGCAACUUCUUUCACGUUUUUCCAUGGGCGAAAACUAUUGAAGUUGCUAAAAUCACCCUCGGAUUGCUCAGUGAUCAACCUGGAUCUACUAUUUUAGGCACUCAGGUUGGUACUAAGAGAGCCAAAAACGUCGCUUUUCCCCAUGUAAAUAAGACUGCUUUUUUCCAUACCCCAGGAACUUGGAAGAAGCUUUGGGUUAUCGCCGCUGAGGAAAUGGGCAUUCAAGUCGACGUCCAGGCGACUGAGUCUUAUUUCCCUAGUCAUGAUUUACAUGGAUGGCCCGAAGAGCUGGAAUUCAUUCGGCUACGCUUCCAGAUUAGGAGAUUGUCCUGA
Messenger RNA from Penicillium malachiteum, 858 nucleotides. RefSeq lists its product as uncharacterized. Lineage: Eukaryota; Fungi; Ascomycota; Eurotiomycetes; Eurotiales; Aspergillaceae. The record is from RefSeq and is a predicted model, not a curated record. The transcript is spliced from 4 exons. Bases 1 to 858 code for a protein of 285 amino acids.